ACUCGUUCGAAGAAAAGACGUAUUUCCUGGUGACGUCAGAGACGGUGGAAGAAGCGAAACUUAAGACAGCGUUUGAAUGUUAUUGCGGGAAUAUCUAUAAUAGAAAGGCGAAUAAAUAAAAGGUUAUCUUAUCCCAGAAACAUGAAUAUUAUCACACAAGUCCAGCUAACAGUCCCACUGCCAGUGCCGACAGAGACACACCCUGUCAUCGAGUGCAUACAGAGCAACAACCUAAAAAAGUUCAAGAAGUUAAUAAGGGACAACGAUAUGGAUGAGUUGUAUCCAUGCAGACAACUCAAAGAUUUCAUAACUCCUCUAAUUGCAGCAGUUUACAAACAUAAUAAGGAUAUUUUCACUUAUCUGCUGCGUCAAGGUGCGGAUCCAAAUCAAACAUCCAACUCAGGCUUUACUGCUUUGCACUUUGUGUCAACAUGUAAUACACCCCUCUGUUUUGUGGAAGAACUCUUGGAUGCAGGAGCAAAUCCAAACCUGGGUCCUGUAACACCACUGGAGCCUGCUGCCGUCCACAACAGGGAGGACGUUAUGAGAUGUCUCCUCUCUGCUGGUGCACAGUCAACUUUGAUUCCUUUCAGCAAUAACAACUUAAAAAUAUUAGUUCAGAAGAUUUCUGACUUAGCCUCUCAAGGACACGAACUCUGCUCCAAAAUAAAACCCUUUUGGGAUUUGGAGAUUUCACUAAAACAAAACUCUCCUGAAAGAGUCCUGAAAGACUUUGAUAGCCACAUGUUUUGGGAGGAUCCUACGACUCAUUUGACCAUGAUUGAAAUUCUUUUCACAGUUUCUGGACGAGGUCAGGAAAAAUACAGCCAAGGAAGUAUCAAAUGGCUCAAGGAAACAGAAAAGUUGGAUGUCUACAUCACAAGUGCUGUCAGCCGUUUUGGAAAAAUACCAAAGUCACACUUAUUAAGGGCAAUUUGUAGUUUGCACGUCGUUUUCUGCACAAUGGAUGACAUACCUAAUGAGGAAGCCUUGGCCAUUAUUCCCAAACUGCUGGAUGAACUUUGCUCAAAGAAAAGGGCUGAUAGCCGGGUAGCUGUCAUGCAGAGACAAGACCCACCUGCGAACUUUGAAAUAGUUUUACAAACACUGUAUGUGAUAACGCAAAAAUCCAAAGGUAUCAGCUCCUGGGAUGUCUCGUUUUUGGACAGUCUGAGCAAGAAGGUUGCCCCUUUCUUAAAUGAGCCGCAUCCCUCCACAACCAGGGCCUACGCCUAUGGCAUUUUUGCAAACUUACUUUCAGUGGUGAAUCCUGUCGACUUGUUCCAGUCAGUUGGGAUUUCUUCAGUGCCUGAUAACAUACUGAUAUCUGCAGAGAUGACGACAAACGACAAACUGAAAGAGGCGCUGAGACGCCUGAAGAAUUACUUUCUUGACCCAAACUCUGCAGAUAUGGCCAGCCCGGCUGUACACAAGAAAAAGAAGAAGAGAAAGAGAAACAAGUCAAAAAACAUGGAGAAACAGGAGAACCCCGACGAUGAGGCCAAUGCUUCUUCAGCUAAUCAGUUAACAACAACAUUACCUGUCCAGGUAACGUAUGUCAAACCUCCCUGGGGCAGAAAAUGGCUGCCUAUCAGUAAGAGGUGGAAUGACAAACUAAAACGGCUUGUAGAUGCAGAUGACGGCAAAGUCUGCAGGAUUGGGAGCAUCAUUUAUGUUAAUGAUGCUGAAUUCCGCAUCGCUAAGGGAAGCGACGGGACAGAGGUUUUCUUGGGGCUAAGAGACGACGGGACAGAGGUCGCCAUCAAGAGAAUGUCUAAAAGUAACUACGAAGUGCUGAAGAACGAGGAAGGAAUCCUGCGGCUUCCAGAGCUCGAUCACCCAUCAAUUGUGAGGUACAUCGAUGCAGCAGAAGACCAAAACUUUGGUUAUCUCGCCCUCCAACUUUGCGAGUACAGCCUGGAGGAAUACAUCAGAGACCAUGUCGACGAUCAACAGAUGAAGGAGAAACUUGUUGGUGACUUUCUCCGCAGUUUAGAGGUGCUUCACUGUCAAAAUCCUCAAAUUCUCCACAGAGAUCUCAAACCGCAGAAUGUUUUGAUUGACGUCAAAAGGAAUGCACGGCUGGCUGACUUUGGCAUCAGCAGACGCCUGUGCAAAAAUGAAACGACUCUGCGGACGGUGAGCGCAGGAACAAAGUGCUGGAUGGCCACAGAGACAUUGGGACAAGAAGAAAGUAAAAUCUCUUACAAGUCAAACACUGAUGUGCAGGUGGCGGGGAUGCUGAUUUACUACAUCCUCUCAAGUGGACACCAUCCAUUUGGCAAAUCAGUUGAAUGUGAGUUCAACAUUUACAAGGGCAUCUACAGUUUGGACCAUGUUGAAGAUUUGCUGGCUGGGGACCUCAUUGAGCAGAUGAUAAAUAAAGAUCCAACAAGAAGACCAAAUGUGGAAACAUGUCUGGGUCAUCCCUUUUUCUGGUCUUCUAGAAUAAAACUGGAAUACCUGAAGCGCAUCGGUAACAGGAAUGAGGCUGCAAAAUGUCGACAAGCAGAUCAGAAACUGAUUGAUUCUCUGGAAAGUUCUGCUGUGAACAAAUCCUUCACACAAUGGAAACAGAGGUUUCCAGAAGACCUGGUUAGAAGGAUGGAUGGUAAUGGAAAAGCUUAUCCAGAAACCACACUCGGAUUACUGCGCUUCAUACGCAACCUCCACGUGCACUAUGAGAAGGAUGCAGCCCUCAUCGAUGUCUUGACGCUGUUUCCUGAUCUGUUCGGGUGUAUUUACAAGUUCUCUAAAGCCCAAGGAUGGAAUGAAGAAACUCCCUUAAAGGAGAUGUUUCAGAGAGAGGACUCCAGAUCUGCCUUUGUGACUCCGCCCACAACACCAAAAGAUCUGGACCAUCCAAGUGUUCCAGUUCAAGAGUCUCAACCGGGAGAUUUGAAGGACAUAUAGCUAUAUCCCGAUUCACCUUUCAAGAUCUCCUGUUUCAUAGGUUAUGUUCUAUUUCCAGUAGACCAUUGUCAGUCUUCCCUGUCCCGUGUCUCCUGUUGUCCAAAAAUAGGAAAAGAACUCUAACCUUAAGAAAAAAAUCACUAGAAUGCAGUAAUAUGAAUCGCCCAAGUAGCAAAUUAUUUUUAAUCUAACAAGAAAUCUUAUAUCAGAAUCUAAAAACAAGAUGAUAGCUCUUAUUAAAGAAAAAAAUAGUGACUGAUCUGAGUAUCAGAAAAAAACUUCGAUUUAGAUUUUAUUUAUUUGCACUUACACAAGAUAUUGCAAAAAACAGGUAUAAAAAUACAUUAAAAAGUAGGUGCAGGAAGAGGCAAAAAAAAAAGAUCAAAGAUACGUUAAAACAACUUCAAACUUGAUUAAAUAUCUUGAAUGUCUAAAAACUUUUAAAAGUUUUAAAUGUUUGCGAGUUUAGUUUGCAGAAUGUGUCAAAAUCACCAUAUUUUCUUAAAUUUUUAAUCGAGAUCAGAUCUCCGUUUUCUAUGAAACUGAGUUUAUUUUAUAGAUAGACAUCUAUAAUCCUACUUUGUGUUUUUUUUCCUGUGGAAUUUAAAGGGAUAAAGGAAGAAAAACACUAUGUAAAGAAUUGUUUUAUUCAUCAUACCUGCUGUGCUUGAAGCUGGGUUGCACAUUAAUAAUGCCUUAAAAGGUAAAUGGUGGUUAUGAAUGGCAUUUCUUUUUGCCAUUAGUUGUUUUGCAUAUUUGUUUGUUUGUUGCGGUGAAUUUUUUAUCCUUAAUCCAAUUUUAUUUUGCUAAGUGUAUCAGUUCACUGCAGUUUUUCCUUGUAAUGAUUGUUUGUGAAAAAUGCUGUUGAGCACAGAAAGCAGCUGGUAUAAAAAUCAAGUUUUUAAAACUUUAUUUAAGGAACCAGCUUUUCUAAAUCAAGAAAAAAAAUCAUGCAAUGUUUAACUCCUAAACUUUUAUUUUGCAUGAUCCAUUUCCUUAAGUUACUUAAACAAAUGAGAAAAACUCCUGUAUGUGAUGCCCUAAAAGUGGCUUAAAACUUGAUGUGUAUUAGAAUUUUCAACUAAACACUAUUUGUUUAUAUUUUUUUACAUUUUAUUAUGGUUUUAUUACAAUUGCCACAUCAGCAGUAUAUAAGCUGAAUGUAAUGUUAAGAGUUUGACAAAAAUUCAAUGCUUGAAAGCGUUUUUGGGAACUUGCACAGAAAAUGAGUUACUUCUUUAUUGUUUUAUUCAUUUGAGUUUGAUUUCAUUUCUCUUAAGUUUUAGAUUUUUAAGACAAAUUAGUAAAAUCACAGUUUUAAUUCACUCUUAAAUUAUUUUAAAAAUAUAUAUAUAACUUUUGUGAGGUUUUCUAAAUUCCACAGCGAAUUAGCUCUCACUGAUUGGCAUGUUUUCAAGGGCCAGGGAGAUCCAUCCAGCUAGUUGUGAAAUUUUAAAGCAAAAUUGUAAAAUUCUUCUUAUUGUUAUGAUAAAGAAGAAAGCAUCACUUGUUGCAAAUUAUUAAGCUGUCAUGUAUGUUUUUGUCCUUUUCUAAAGAAAAAAAUAAAUAAGACAUGUUGCCUCUCA
Molecule: messenger RNA, 4499 nt
Organism: Oryzias melastigma (Indian medaka)
Lineage: Eukaryota; Metazoa; Chordata; Actinopteri; Beloniformes; Adrianichthyidae
Product: serine/threonine-protein kinase ppk4
Exons: 7
Coding region: 142-2913 (923 amino acids)
Biological process (GO): intrinsic apoptotic signaling pathway in response to endoplasmic reticulum stress; IRE1-mediated unfolded protein response; protein phosphorylation
Cellular component (GO): IRE1-TRAF2-ASK1 complex
Molecular function (GO): RNA endonuclease activity; ATP binding; protein serine/threonine kinase activity
Source: RefSeq, a predicted model, not a curated record